AUGAUAUCGCAGUCCGCUAUCGCCCUGUGCUACUGUAGACAGUUGUGUCCAUUGCUCAAGAUGUUGAUUCAUCCACCAAGCUAUACUUCGCUCAGCGAGCUGGCAAGUCACAGUGCUGGUGGAAAAGUAUUAUUCGCCACAGAUGACUUCUUUGCAACCUGUGAAAAUAUGAUAGCUGAUGAAGAGCCAAUAUUCAUAGCUGAUAAAUAUACGGAGUACGGUAAAUGGAUGGACGGCUGGGAGACCAGACGGAAGAGGAUCCCGGGACACGACUGGUGCAUCAUCAAGCUGGCUACCAAAUGCGUCAUAAAAGGAUUGGUAAUAGAUACAGCCUUCUUCACUGGAAACAAUGCUCCAAAGUUUUCAAUUCAAGCAGCAACACUGACUUCAGAAGAUGAAAAACUUAUACCAGUCAGACAUCCCACGAUGGGCUCGUCAUGUUCCGCCCAAGACAUGGAACUGAUCACCAGAAUUCAUUCGGAUGAGUGGCAAGAGAUCGUCCCUGUUACUGUGCUACGGCCGGGAUAUGAAGAUACCAGAUUCAAUUAUCAAAAAGUCGUAAACGAUGACUCCUGGACACACAUCCGAGUUAACAUAUAUCCUGAUGGUGGCAUCGCCAGACUCAGAGUAUUCGGCGAAGCCAAACCCGAACUUCUGGCUAUUCACGAUAUGAUAGACUUAGUGUCAUUACUUAAUGGAGGAAUCUGUCAAGGUUUUUCGAACGCUCACUACGGACACCCUAGAAAUAUAUUAAAACCAAUGAAAAGCAGGUCAAUGGCUGAUGGUUGGGAGACGGCGAGAAGGGCGGAUAGGCCCGAGAUCAUCGAAGAGAAUGAUGACGGAACUCUGAGGUUUUCAGGCAACGAGUGGGCAGUCUACAAAUUAGGUUUUGCUGGUACAAUAAGAAGAGUGUGCAUUGACACAACACAUUUCAAAGGAAAUUAUCCAGAUCAUAUCAGGAUUGAAGGCUGCAAUUUAGGACAGAAUGAUUGGGAUAAUCAAUCCAAUAACGAAUGUAAUUGGAGAAGCAUAUUGGUACCGUGCAAGCUAUCUGCCCACAAGGAGCACUGGUUCAGCUGCCAAUCAGACCUCAUCACCCAUGUUAGGGUCACAAUAGCUCCGGACGGUGGACUCAGCAGACUCCGGCUUUUAGGAUACGUUGACCAGACUACUUUAUAGCCAAGCAUUUCAGUGAAGCAGACCUCUACCAUUCUGUAUUAUAC
This is a messenger RNA of Bombyx mandarina (wild silkworm), 1223 nucleotides long. Its product is annotated as allantoicase. NCBI's taxonomy places the organism in Eukaryota, Metazoa, Arthropoda, Insecta, Lepidoptera, Bombycidae. The record is from RefSeq and is a predicted model, not a curated record. Gene Ontology annotation, biological process: allantoin catabolic process. Gene Ontology annotation, molecular function: allantoicase activity.